AUGUUGAUGAAAGAAAACAUCUUCCUACUUCCUCUACUAUGGCAUGGUAUUGCUAUAGCACAGGGGAUCUCUCUAGGUAUUGAAAAACCACCACAUAUGUAUGCUAAAACAUCCAGCGUUUUUCAUCGGAAAAAAUUGUGGGACACUAAUCUUGUUACAGUAUCGUUUAUCAAUGGCAAUUGUGAUCAGCACUCAGCGGUCCGAAGGGUUGCUUCCGAAUGGACACCCUAUUCAAACAUUGACUUCAUAUUCAUCGAUCAGCCAGACAAAGGAAAUAUUCGUGUGUCAUUUAAUGACAAGCUGGGAAGUUGGUCUUGCUUGGGUACGGAUUCCAAAGACAAAUCUAAAGCAAGUAUGAAUUUUGGCUGGAUUGAACGAAGAACAAUCCUGCAUGAAUUCGGGCAUGCUUUGGGAUUGGAUCACGAACAGCAUAAUCCAAUUGGAGGAAUAAAAUGGAACGAAACAGCAGUAUACAAAAGGUACAGUGGAUAUCCAAACUUUUGGUCUCCUGACGAGAUCAAAUCAAAUGUGAUCGAUAUGUUCAACAAAGAUCAAACAAAUGGAGUCUACGAUCCAAACUCAAUUAUGCACUACGCAAUUGAUGCCGAUCUAACAAUAAACAAAUGCUGUGGUACAAAACAAAAUAAUGAUCUUUCGACAGGAGACAAACAUGCCAUUCAAAAGCUAUAUGAAAAAUUCAAACCAUCCAGAGACGCACUUUUGUGGGCUGUGAAAUGGAAUGGCAUCGGAAGAAGCAAUAAUCGCGCUCAUGACUACGCGCAAUCAUGGAAAGGGAUCGGGAUCUCCCAGACAGAAAAAAAAGCGUUGAUCUCAAAAAUUUAUUGUCAACCAGCCAGUGAGGUUUAUGCGGGUUUACUGUCUCGGCCAAACCCAAAAGCCAGCGCUUAUGGAACGUGUAUGGUUGGGGUCGUCAAAGGAAUGCCUACAUUUUGGGUUAACGGAAUGUACGGUGCUGUUGGACACUCUGGCUAUCCAAAAAAUCCUGUUAGUAAAGAUGGAACAGGGCAUUUACGAAACUGCUACAACGAACACAAAUUGACUGGUCUUUGCUUUUAUUCGAAUGUGGCAGAACGAGCGAAGCAAACUCUUCUCUACGCCAUUGAAAACGAUGUUUGUACUGAUUAUCCCAAUCUCUAA
Messenger RNA from Rotaria socialis, 1158 nucleotides. The record is from the annotation of a GenBank genome assembly. NCBI's taxonomy places the organism in Eukaryota, Metazoa, Rotifera, Eurotatoria, Philodinida, Philodinidae.